Molecule: messenger RNA, 288 nt
Organism: Penicillium daleae
Lineage: Eukaryota; Fungi; Ascomycota; Eurotiomycetes; Eurotiales; Aspergillaceae
Exons: 2
Coding region: 1-288 (95 amino acids)
Source: RefSeq, a predicted model, not a curated record
AUGUUUUGUCUGACAACGGGGCUACUUAGGACUCAAAAGAAGAUCAUACUCGUUUUCCUUCUCUCACUGGGCGCAUUUGCGUGUAUUGCUGGUAUUGUUCGUCUGGUGUAUGUUAUCAAACUAUACACCACUGAAGACGCUUCCUGGAAUACGGCUUUCGUCUCGAUCUCUUCAACCGUAGAGAUAUGCUGCGCAAUUAUUGCGGCGAGUAUCCCGCCGACGAAAGUCUUCGUGGAUCGGUUGUUCCCGAAUCUCAUCAGCAGCACACGACAAGGCACGAGUUAUUGA